Hipposideros armiger (great roundleaf bat) is the source of this 14263-nucleotide messenger RNA. RefSeq names its product dynein axonemal heavy chain 9 (gene DNAH9). Gene Ontology annotation, cellular component: axonemal dynein complex. NCBI's taxonomy places the organism in Eukaryota, Metazoa, Chordata, Mammalia, Chiroptera, Hipposideridae. Gene Ontology annotation, biological process: microtubule-based movement. The record is from RefSeq and is a predicted model, not a curated record. The coding region runs from base 69 to 13529 and encodes 4486 amino acids. The transcript has 69 exons. Gene Ontology annotation, molecular function: dynein intermediate chain binding; minus-end-directed microtubule motor activity; ATP binding.
AGCGGAGGAGGGAGCCCUGGCCGCGUCCGCGUCGCUAGGGAAACCGCUGCAGCUGGAGUUCGCGCGCGAUGCCGAGCGCGGAAGAGCGGGCCGCUCUGGCUGAGGAGAACGCGGACGAGGAACCCUGCGCGGACCCACGUCUGCGACUCCUGGGAGCCUACGUGGCCCAGAGCCUGCGGCCGGCUGCGGGCGCCUGGGAGCGCUGCGCUGGCACGGCGGAGGCGGAGCAGCUACUCCACGCCUUCCUGGGCCGCGAGGCUGCCGAAGGACGGUGGCCGCUGCUAAUGGUGCGACCCGGGCCCGGGGGCCUGACGGUGCAGCCGAGGCUGGACCUGGGACCCGAGUCUGGCCCGCCUCGCACUAAGGGGCUUUUUUUUCUGCGCACCGGGCUGGAGCCGCCGGGGCCCAACAGCCUCCGCGGCGCCGUGCUCUGCGGGGACGUGCCCGCCGCGCCUCUGGAGUAUGUGGCUGCGCUCUUCUCUGAGGUAGUUAUCCCUGUCUUGGCCAAUGAGAAGAAUCACCUAGACUGGCCCCACGUGGUGUGUCGAGAUGUCCAGCAGCAUGCCCACAGCCUCCAGUGGGACCUCCUGGUUCUCCUUGAACAAGUGAAGGGGAAAACUUUGCUGCCUCUUCCAGUAGGCUCAGAAAAAAUGGAGUUUGUGGAUUCUGAAAGUGAGACCAGCUUGGAUUCUGCAGAUAAGUCAGUCAUUUAUGCCAUUGAGUCUGCAGUGAUCCAGUGGAGUCACCAUGUACAGGUGGUACUCAAGAGAGAAUCUUCCCGGCCACCUCUACCACGGGGGAGUCCCACCCCUAAGGUGGAGUUGGAGUUCUGGAAGAGCAGGUCUGAGGAUCUGGAAUACAUUCAUAACCAGCUAAGAUCGGCACGGGUGAGGGCCAUGGCAGGGCUCCUGGAGAAGCUUCACAGCAGCUACUUCCCAGCGUUCCAAGCCAUGUGCAGGGAUGUCCUAGCAGCUCUGAGGGAGGCGCAGGAUGUCCACAUGCACCUGAUGCCACUCUGCCGCCAGCUAGAAACCCUAGAGGGCCUGGAGUUUCCGGAGGUGAAGCCAUGGCUGCGACCUCUGCUCCACGUGGUGUGUCUGAUUUGGGCCACGUGCAAGUCCUACCGCUCCCCAGGGAGGCUCACUUUGCUGCUCCAGGAGAUCUGCAACCUUCUCAUCCAGCAGGCCUCUGAUUAUCUCAGCCCAGAAGACCUCCUGAGAAGUGAGAUAGAAGAAAGUCGGACAAAACUGCAAGUGGUCGUGGACACCUUGAACUUCUUUAAGCAGGUGUUUCAGGACAGAAGGGAGAAUCUCCACACUUACUUCAAAGAGAACCAGGAAGUCAGGGAGUGGGAUUUCCAGACUUCUUUGGUCUUUGUGCGAUUGGAUGGCUUCCUGGGACGACUGCACAUGGUGGAGGAUCUUCUGAAGACAGCCUUGGAUUUCCACAAACUGGAAAAGCUUGAGUUUAGUGGCAUCAGAGGGAAUUCCCUGAGUCAGCAGGUCCAGCAAAUGUAUGAUGAAUUUCAAGAGAUGUACAAGGUCUUUUCAGAGUCCUCCUAUGACUGCCUGGACCUCGAAAGCACGGAAUUUGAAAAUGACAUCUCUGAAUUUAACCAGAGAGUAGAAGACCUUGACCGCAGACUGGGGACUGUCUUUAUUCAAGCCUUUGAUGAUGCCCCUGAUUUGGAGCACGCCUUUAAGCUGCUGGACAUAGCAGGAAGCCUCCUGGAAAGACCACUGGUAGCACGGGAUACAUCUGCCAAGUACCUGGUGCUCAUCCAAAUGUUCACCACAGACCUGGAUGCAGUGAGGAUAAUCUAUCGUCAGCAUGAACAGGAGGAGGCCGAACUCGGGUUCUCCUUGGUGCAUAAGAACAUGCCCUGUGUGGCUGGGGGUCUCCGCUGGGCACAGGACCUGAGGCAUCGCAUCCAGGGUCCCUUCGCUGACUUCAGACGCGUUGUACAUCCUUGCAUGGAGUCUACUGAAGGAAAGCGAAUGAUACAAAAAUAUGAGGAUGUGAUCUCAUUGCUGGAAAACUAUGAGACACGACUUUAUGAGACCUGGUGCCAGACGGUAUCAGAGAAGUCACAGUACAAUCUUUCUCAGCCGCUUCUGAAACGUGACCCAGAGACAAAGCAGAUUACAGUCAACUUUAACCCACAGCUGAUUUCAGUGAUGAAAGAAAUGAGUUAUCUUCAACCCAGGCAGAUGAAGCACAUCCCUGAGACAGCAAUAGCCAUGUUCUCCUCCAGGGAAUUCUAUCGGCAGCUUGUGGCUAAUUUGGAGUUGAUGGCAAAUUGGUACAACAAGGUUAUGAACACUCUGCUAGAGGUGGAAUUUCCAUUAGUGGAGAAAGAGCUGCAGAAUAUCGAUCUCUGCCUGAGAGCUGCAGAGGAGACUCUGAACUGGAAAACAGAAGGCAUUUGGGAUUAUGUCAAUCAAAUCUCCAACAAUAUUCAUGAUCUUGAACAAAGAAUUCAGAAAACCAAAGACAAUGUGGAAGAGAUUCAAAGCAUCAUGAAAACAUGGGUGUCUCCAAUCUUUAAGAGAAAAGAUGGGAGAAAGGAAGGCCUUCUUUCCAUGGAUGAUCAGCAUGAUCGAAUGGAAAAAUAUUACAGUUGCAUCGAAGAAUCUGGCCUUAAGAUUCAUACCCUUGUUCAGGAUAACCUGCAUCUUUUUUCAGCAGAUCCAACCUCCAAUAUAUGGAAGACUUACGUUAACUACAUAGAUGAUAUGUUGCUAGAUGGAUUCUUUCUUGCCAUCGAGUGCUCCCUCAAGUACCUUCUGGAAAAUACUGAAUGUAAGGCUGUGCUCACCCCCAUAUUUGAAGCACAGCUGAGCUUAGAAAUCCCAGAAUUAGUUUUCUACCCAUCUCUGGAGUCCGGAGUGAAGGGCGGUUUCUAUGACAUUGUUGAAGGUCUUGUCAACAGCAUUUUUAGAAUAUCGUCUUUGGUGCCACGGCUGUCCCCACAAAACAGUGCUCCCCACUAUCAGGUUGACAUGGAGGGCAUGGCUGACUUGGCAAGGAUGCGGGUCACACUCAUGGACAGAGUCCAGAGCAUGAGCGCCCUCUGCUGCAAGUAUCGAAACACCUUCGGGCAAUAUUCCUACCUCUACGUGGAGGACCGGAAGGAGAUUCUGGGUCAGUUUCUGUUGUAUGGGCGUGUCCUCACCCCUGAGGAGAUCGAAGCCCAUGUGGAAGAGGACAUCCCAGAGAACCCUCCCCUCCUCCAUCAGUUUAAAGCACAAAUCGAUUUCUAUGAAAAGCUCUACGAAGAUGUGUGCAGGCUGGAGCCCAUCAAGGUGUUUGACAGCUGGAUGAAGAUUGACGUGCGACCCUUUAAAGCAUCUCUGCUGAAUAUAAUUAAGAAGUGGAGCCUCAUGUUCAAGCAGCAUCUUGUUGACUAUGUCACUGACAGCUUGGCUGACCUUGAAGUGUUUAUAAAAAAUUGUGAAAGCAGCUUGCUCAAGAAAGUCGAAAAAGGAGAUUUCAAAGGAUUGGUUGAGGUAAUGGAACACCUCAUGGCUCUUAAGGAACGGCAGAGCAGCACCGAUGAGAUGUUUGAGCCCUUAAAGCAAACUAUUGAAUUGCUGAAGACCUAUGAACAACAAUUGCCAGAAACAGUGUUUAAGCAGCUAGAGGAGCUGCCUGAAAAAUGGAACAAUAUAAAAAAGUUGGCCAUCACUGUGAGGCAGCACGUGGCCCCGCUGCAGGCGAACGAAGUGACUCUUCUCCGCCAGAGGUGUGCAGCGUUUGAGCUUGAACAGCAGCAGUUCUGGGAGCGAUUCCGCAAAAAAGCUCCCUUCAGGUUUGAUAGCACUGACCCUCAUCAGAUGCUGGAUGCCAGGCACCUUGAGAUCCAGCAGAUGGAAUCCACCAUGGCCUCCAUUUCUGAUUCUGCCAUCUUGUUUGAGGUCAACAUUCCCGACUACAAGCAGCUGAAGCAGUGCAGGAAGGAGGUCUGCCAGCUGAAGGAGCUCUGGGACACAGUUGGCAUGGUGACCUCCAGUAUCCGUGCCUGGGAGACCACUGCAUGGAAGAAUAUUAAUGUGGAGGCCAUGGACUUGGAGUGCAAGCAGUUUACCAGGCACAUCCGGAAUCUUGACAAGGAGGUCAGGGCCUGGGAUGCAUUCACAGGCCUGGAAAGCACCGUGCUGAAUACCCUGACCUCCCUGAGGGCAGUGGCUGAGCUGCAGAAUCCGGCCAUCCGGGACCGACACUGGAGGCAGCUGAUGCAGGCCACGGGCGUGAGCUUCACCAUGGACGAGGACACCACCCUGGCACACCUCCUUCAGCUCCAGCUGCACCACUUUGAGGACGAGGUCAGGGGCAUUGUGGACAAAGCUGUGAAAGAGAUGGAUAUGGAGAAGAUCUUAAAGGCGCUGCAGACCACCUGGGCUGGCAUGGAAUUCCAGUACGAGCCCCACCCGCGGACCAACAUCCCCCUGCUGCGUUCGGACGAGGACCUCAUCGAGGUUCUGGAGGAUAACCAAGUCCAACUGCAGAACCUGAUGAUGUCCAAGUACAUAGCUUUCUUCCUGGAGGAAGUGUCUGGCUGGCAGAAGAAGCUGUCCACAGCUGAUGCUGUUAUCUCUAUCUGGUUUGAUGUGCAGCGGACAUGGUCUCAUCUGGAAAGUAUAUUCAUUGGAUCUGAAGAUAUCCGGGCUCAGCUGCCCCAGGAUUCGAAAAGAUUUGAAGGCAUUGAUAAUGACUUCAAAGAGCUAGUUUAUGAUGCUCAGAAAACUCCAAAUGUAGUGGAAGCCACCAACAAAUCAGGUCUUUAUGAAAAACUGGAAGAUAUUCAGAACAGAUUGUACCUGUGUGAAAAGGCCCUGGCGGAGUACCUGGAUACCAAAAGGCUUGCCUUCCCCAGGUUUUACUUUCUUUCCUCUUCUGAUCUGUUAGAUAUCCUUUCCAAUGGCACAGCUCCACAACAGGUUCAACGCCAUCUUUCCAAACUCUUUGACAAUAUGGCCAAGAUGCAGUUCCAGCUGGACACAAGCGAGAAAACAACCAAGAUAAGCCUUGGCAUGUACAGCAAGGAAGAAGAGUAUGUGGCCUUCAGUGAGCCCUGCAACUGCAAUGGGCAGGUAGAAAUAUGGUUGAACCAUGUGCUUGCUCAUAUGAAGGCCACCGUGAGGCAUGAGAUGACAGAAGGUGUCACUGCCUAUGAAGAGAAGCCGAGGGAGCAGUGGCUGUUUGACUACCCAGCUCAGGUGGCCCUGACCUGCACUCAGAUCUGGUGGACCACAGAGGUGGGCAUUGCAUUUGCCAGGCUGGAGGAAGGCUAUGAGAACGCCAUGAAGGACUAUUACAAGAAGCAAGUGGCCCAGCUCAGAACCCUCAUCACCAUGCUGAUUGGCCAGCUCUCCAAGGGGGAUCGGCAGAAGAUCAUGACAAUAUGCACCAUCGACGUGCAUGCCCGGGAUGUGGUGGCCAAGAUGAUUGCUCAGAAGGUAGACAAUGCCCAAGCCUUCCUCUGGCUAUCCCAGCUGAGGCAUCGUUGGGAUGAUGAGGCCAAACACUGCUUUGCCAACAUCUGUGAUGCCCAGUUUUUAUAUUCCUAUGAGUACCUGGGAAAUACACCUCGCCUGGUCAUCACACCUUUGACAGACAGGUGCUAUAUCACCCUCACCCAGUCUCUGCACCUGACCAUGAGUGGGGCUCCAGCGGGACCUGCAGGCACAGGCAAGACAGAGACCACCAAGGACCUGGGCCGAGCACUCGGUGUCAUGGUCUACGUGUUUAACUGCUCAGAGCAGAUGGACUACAAGUCUUGCGGCAACAUCUACAAAGGCCUUGCUCAGACUGGUGCCUGGGGCUGUUUUGAUGAGUUUAAUCGAAUCUCUGUGGAGGUCCUGUCAGUGGUGGCAGUACAGGUAAAAAGCAUUCAAGAUGCAAUUCGAGAUAAGAAGCUGCGGUUCAACUUCCUGGGGGAGGAGAUUAGCCUGAACCCCUCUGUGGGGAUCUUUAUCACCAUGAACCCAGGCUAUGCCGGCCGCACGGAGCUGCCGGAGAACCUCAAGGCCCUUUUCAGGCCUUGUGCGAUGGUUGUUCCAGACUUUGAGUUGAUCUGUGAAAUCAUGCUGGUGGCGGAAGGAUUCAUUGAAGCCCGGUUAUUAGCCAGAAAGUUCAUCACCCUUUACCAGUUGUGCAAAGAGCUUCUCUCCAAACAGGAUCACUACGACUGGGGCCUGCGGGCUGUCAAGUCAGUGCUGGUGGUGGCAGGGUCCCUGAAGCGAGGGGACCCCGAUCGGCCUGAGGACCAGGUCCUGAUGCGUUCCCUGCGAGAUUUCAACAUCCCCAAGAUCGUGACCGAUGACAUGCCAGUGUUCAUGGGCCUAAUUGGGGACCUCUUCCCUACCCUGGAUGUCCCUCGGAGGAGAGACCUCCACUUCGAAGCUGUGGUGAGGAAGGCGGUAAUGGACCUGAAGCUCCAGGCUGAGGAUAACUUUGUGCUCAAGGUGGUCCAGCUGGAGGAGCUUCUGGCAGUGCGGCACUCUGUGUUCGUAGUGGGCGGUGCUGGUACUGGCAAGUCUCAGGUGCUGAGGUCCCUGCACAAGACCUAUCAGAUCAUGAAACGCCGCCCUGUCUGGACUGACCUCAAUCCCAAAGCAGUCACCAACGAUGAGCUCUUUGGCAUCAUCAAUCCAGCCACACGAGAAUGGAAGGAUGGAUUGUUCUCUUCCAUCAUGCGGGAGCUUGCCAAUAUCACCCAUGAUGGGCCCAAGUGGAUUUUACUGGAUGGUGAUAUCGAUCCAAUGUGGAUUGAGUCUCUGAACACUGUCAUGGAUGAGAACAAGGUGCUGACCCUGGCAAGCAAUGAGAGGAUCCCUCUGAAUCCCACAAUGAGGCUUCUCUUUGAGAUCAGUCACCUGCGCACGGCCACUCCAGCAACUGUCUCCAGAGCAGGGAUCCUGUACAUCAACCCUGCAGACCUGGGAUGGAACCCUCCAGUUAGCAGUUGGAUUGACAAGAGGGAAAUCCAGACAGAAAGAGCCAACUUAACCAUUCUGUUUGACAAGUAUAUUCCAACCUGCUUAGACACCCUCAGAACCAGAUUUCAGAAGAUAAUUCCAAUCUCAGAGCAGAGCAUGGUUCAGAUGCUGUGCCACCUUCUCGAGUGUCUCCUGACCAAGGAGGACAUCCCUGCAGACUGCCCCAAGGAAACUUAUGAGCUUUAUUUUGUGUUCGCUGCCAUUUGGGCUUUCGGCGGAGCAAUGAUCCAAGAUCAGCUUGUGGACUACCGGGCAGAAUUCAGCAAAUGGUGGCUGACAGAGUUCAAGACAGUCAAGUUUCCUUCCCAGGGAACCAUCUUUGACUAUUACAUAGACCCAGAGACCAAGAAAUUCGAACUGUGGUCCCAGCUCAUCCCCCAGUUUGAAUUUGACCCUGAGAUGCCUUUGCAGGCUUGUCUGGUGCACACAAGUGAGACCAUCCGAGUAUGCUAUUUCAUGGAGCGACUCCUGGAGCGGCGGCGGCCAGUCAUGCUGGUGGGGACGGCAGGCACGGGCAAGUCGGUGCUGGUGGGAGCCCAGCUGUCCAGCCUCGCCCCCGAGGAAUACCUGGUGAAAAACGUACCGUUCAACUACUACACCACGUCGGCGAUGCUGCAGGCUGUCCUGGAGAAGCCUCUGGAAAAGAAGGCUGGCAGAAAUUAUGGCCCCCCAGGCAACAAGAAGCUGAUCUAUUUCAUUGAUGACAUGAACAUGCCGGAGGUGGAUGCCUACGGGACUGUGCAGCCCCACACUAUCAUCAGGCAGCACCUGGACUACGGCCAUUGGUAUGAUCGGAAUAAGCUGUCUCUGAAGGAGAUCAUGAAUGUGCAGUAUGUUUCCUGUAUGAACCCCACAGCAGGCAGCUUCACCAUCAACCCUCGGCUUCAGCGUCACUUCAGUGUGUUUGUCCUCUCCUUUCCGGGAGCAGAUGCCCUGUCCUCCAUCUACAGCACCAUCCUGACUCAGCACCUAAAGCUUGGAAACUUCCCAGCAUCACUACAGAAGUCCAUUCCCCAGCUGAUCAAUCUGGCCCUUACCUUCCAUCAGAAAAUUGCCACCACAUUCCUACCAACGGCAAUCAAAUUCCACUAUAUCUUCAAUCUCAGAGACUUUGCCAACAUUUUUCAGGGCAUUCUCUUCUCCUCAGUAGAAUGUAUAAAAUCCACACAGGACCUAGUAAAGCUCUAUCUGCAUGAAUCAAAUCGGGUUUAUCGGGAUAAGAUGGUGGAAGAAAAGGACUUUGUUCUCUUUGAUAAAAUCCAGAAAGAAGUGGUGAAGAAAAUUUUUGAUGAUAUUGAAGAGACUGGGGAGCAGAGCCAAAGCCUGAACUUGUAUUGCCACUUUGCAAACGGCAUUGGUGAACCCAAGUACAUGCCUGUACAAUCAUGGGAACUUCUGACUCAGACUCUGGUGGAAGCCCUGGAGAACCACAAUGAAGUCAAUACCGUGAUGGACUUAGUUCUCUUUGAGGACGCCAUACGCCAUGUCUGCCACAUCAAUCGUAUCUUGGAGUCCCCGCGGGGAAAUGCACUGCUGGUUGGUGUAGGUGGGAGUGGCAAGCAGAGUCUGACAAGGCUUGCAGCUUUCAUCAGCUCCAUGGAUGUAUUCCAGAUCACGCUGCGGAAAGGCUACCAGAUCCCAGACUUCAAGGUGGACCUGGCCGGCGUGUGCCUGAAAGCCGGGAUAAAGAACGUCAGCACGGUGUUUCUCAUGACUGAUGCCCAAGUGGCUGAUGAAAAGUUCCUUGUGCUCAUCAAUGAUCUUUUGGCAUCUGGAGAGAUCCCAGAUCUUUACUCUGAUGAUGAAGUUGAAAACAUCAUAAGCAACGUAAGGAAUGAAGUCAAGAGCCAAGGUCUGAUUGAUGACAGAGAGAACUGCUGGAAGUUCUUUAUAGAUCGGGUCCGACGACAACUGAAGGUGGCGCUCUGCUUCUCCCCUGUGGGGAACACGCUGAGGGUUCGCAGCAGGAACUUCCCAGCCAUUGUGAACCGCACGGCCAUCGACUGGUUUCAUGAGUGGCCUCAGCAGGCACUGGAGUCUGUCAGCCUUCGCUUCUUGCAGAGCACCAAGAGCAUCGAGCCCACAGUCAAGCAGUCGAUUAGCAAGUUCAUGGCUUUUGUCCACACAAGUGUCAAUCAAACAUCCCAAUGUUAUCUGAGCAACGAGCAGCGCUACAACUACACAACUCCCAAAUCAUUUCUGGAGUUCAUCAGACUCUACCAGAGCUUGCUGCGCAGGAAAGGAGAAGAGCUCAAGACCAAGAUGGAGCGGCUCCAGAAUGGGCUGCUGAAGCUCCACAGCACCUCCACCCAGGUGGACGAUCUGAAAGCCAAGCUGGCCACCCAGGAAGUGGAGCUGAAGCAGAAGAACGAGAAUGCUGAUAAGCUGAUUCAUGUGGUGGGAGUAGAGACUGAAAAGGUGAGCCGGGAGAAAGUCACAGCAGACGAGGAGGAGGAGAAGGUGGCCCUCAUCAUGCUGGAGGUGAAGCAGAAGCAGAGAGACUGUGAGGAAGACCUGGCCAAAGCAGAGCCAGCGCUCACAGCAGCCCAGGCGGCUCUCAACACCCUCAACAAGACCAACCUGACGGAGCUGAAGUCAUUUGGUUCCCCACCUCUGGCUGUCAGCAAUGUCAGUGCUGCAGUGAUGGCGCUCAUGGCCCCUGGGGGAAAGGUACCCAAGGACCGGAGCUGGAAGGCUGCGAAGGUCGCCAUGGCCAAAGUAGAUGGUUUCCUGGACUCCUUGAUCAACUUUGACAAAGAGAACAUUCACGAGAACUGCCUCAAAGCCAUCAGGCCGUAUCUGCAGGACCCCCAGUUCAAUCCGGAGUUUGUGGCCACCAAGUCCUAUGCGGCUGCAGGCCUCUGCUCUUGGGUCAUAAACAUUGUGAGGUUCUACGAGGUGUUCUGUGAUGUGGAACCCAAGCGCCAAGCAUUGAGCAAAGCCACCUCGGACCUCGCAGCUGCGCAGGAGAAGCUGGCAGCUGUUAAAGCCAGAGUCACGCACCUUAAUGAAAACCUGGCCAAACUCACCGCCAAGUUUGAGAAAGCCACGGCAGACAAACUCAAAUGUCAGCAAGAAGCUGAGGUGACAGCAGGCACCAUCGCCCUUGCAAAUCGCCUGGUGGGAGGACUUGCUUCUGAAAACGUGAGGUGGACAGAAGCUGUGCAGAACUUCCAACAACAGGAAAGGAAAUUGUGUGGAGACAUUUUACUUAUUACGGCUUUCAUUUCGUACCUCGGCUUCUUUACAAAGAAAUACCGGCAGGACCUCAUGGACGGGACCUGGAGACCCUACCUGAGCCAGCUGAAAGCUCCCAUCCCAGUCACCCCCACCCUGGAUCCCCUGAGGAUGCUAGCAGAUGACGCCGACGUGGCUGCCUGGCAGAACGAGGGCCUCCCUGCAGACCGCGUGUCUGUGGAGAAUGCCGCCAUCCUCAUCAACUGUGAGCGCUGGCCGCUCAUGGUUGACCCUCAGCUACAAGGCAUCAAAUGGAUCAAGAACACAUAUGGUGAAGCCCUCCGGGUCACCCAGAUUGGUCAGAAGGGCUACCUUCAAACCAUAGAGCAUGCGCUGGAAGCCGGAAAUGUGGUGCUGAUUGAAAACCUGGAAGAGUCCAUUGAUCCUGUCCUGGGACCCCUGCUGGGGAGAGAAGUCAUUAAAAAAGGAAGGUUCAUUAAAAUUGGAGACAAAGAAUGUGAAUACAAUCCCAAGUUCCGGCUCAUCCUUCACACCAAGCUGGCCAAUCCUCACUACCAGCCCGAGCUGCAGGCCCAGGCUACCCUGAUCAACUUCACUGUGACCAGGGAUGGCCUGGAGGACCAGCUGCUGGCCGCUGUGGUCAGCAUGGAGAGGCCAGACCUAGAGCAGCUGAAGUCAGAUCUCACGAAGCAGCAGAAUGGGUUCAAAAUCACCCUCAAAACCCUGGAAGACAACCUACUGUCUUGCCUCUCCUCAGCAUCUGGGAACUUCCUGGGAGAAACGGCCUUGGUGGAAAACCUUGAGAUCACCAAGCAGACCGCAGCAGAAGUUGAGGAAAAGGUCCAGGAAGCCAAGGUGACCGAAGUGAAAAUCAACGAGGCCCGAGAGCACUAUCGACCCACAGCCACCCGAGCCUCUCUGCUCUACUUCAUCAUGAAUGACCUCAGCAAGAUCCAUCCGAUGUACCAGUUUUCUCUCAAGGCCUUCAGUGUCGUCUUCCAGAAGGCCAUGGAGAAGGCUCCUCCCGCUGAGAGCCUCAAGGAGCGAGUGAUGCACCUAACAGAGAGCAUCACCCUCUCCGUGUACCAGUACACCACCCGCGGGCUCUUCGAGUGUGAUAAGCUGACCUACCUUGCCCAGCUCACCUUUCAGAUUCUCCUCAUGAACCAGGAAGUCAGUGCCGCAGAGCUGGAUUUCCUGCUUCGGUCUCCAGUGCACACAGGCGUCACCAGUCCAGUGGAGUUCCUCUCCCAUCAGGCCUGGGGUGGCAUCAAGGCACUUUCAUCCAUGGAAGAAUUCUGUCAUCUGGAUAGGGACAUUGAGGGAUCUGCCAAAAGCUGGAAAAAGUUUGUGGAAUCAGAAUGUCCUGAGAAGGAGAAGUUCCCACAGGAGUGGAAGAAUAAGACAGCCGUGCAGCGCCUCUGCAUGAUGAGAGCCAUGCGGCCUGACCGGAUGACCUACGCCAUGCGACAUUUUGUUGAGGAGACGUUGGGAAGCAAAUACGUGGCGGGAAGAGCAUUAGACUUCGCAACCUCAUUUGAAGAAUCAGGACCAGCCACUCCCAUGUUUUUCAUCCUGUCUCCAGGGGUGGACCCACUGAAGGACGUGGAAAAUCAAGGUAAAAAACUCGGAUAUACCUUCAACAAUCGGAACUUUCACAACGUGUCUUUGGGGCAAGGACAGGAGGUAGUGGCUGAGGCUGCGCUGGACCUAGCUGCGAAGAAAGGUCACUGGGUCAUUUUGCAGAACAUCCACCUGGUAGCCAAGUGGCUCAGCACCCUGGAAAAGAAGCUGGAGGAGCACAGCAAAAACAGCCACCCAGAGUUCCGGGUCUUCAUGAGUGCAGAGCCUGCGCCCUCCCCUGAGGGCCACAUCAUCCCCCAGGGCAUCCUGGAGAACUCCAUUAAGAUCACCAAUGAGCCUCCCACAGGCAUGCGUGCCAACCUGCACAAGGCCCUGGACAACUUCACUCCGGACACCCUGGAGAUGUGUUCCCGGGAGACGGAGUUUAAGAGCAUCCUCUUUGCUCUUUGUUACUUUCACGCGGUUGUGGCGGAAAGACGAAAGUUUGGGCCCCAGGGAUGGAAUCGCUCCUACCCCUUCAAUAUUGGGGACCUCACCAUCUCUGUGAACGUGCUCUACAACUUCCUGGAAGCCAAUGCAAAGGUCCCCUAUGAUGAUUUGCGUUACCUCUUUGGAGAGAUCAUGUAUGGAGGCCAUAUCACUGAUGACUGGGACAGGAGACUCUGCAAGACCUAUCUGGAGGAAUUCAUUAAACCGGAAAUGCUAGAAGGAGAGUUGUCUCUGGCCCCAGGGUUUCCACUCCCAGGCAACAUGGACUACAAUGGUUACCAUGAGUACAUUGAUGCCGAGCUGCCCCCGGAGUCCCCGUAUCUCUAUGGCCUCCACCCCAACGCAGAGAUUGGCUUCCUGACCCAGACCUCAGAAAAACUCUUCCGCACGGUGCUGGAGCUGCAGCCCCGGGAUAGCCGAGCUGGAGGUGGAGCCGGGGCCACAAGAGAAGAAAAGGUCAAGGCCCUCCUGGAAGAAAUACUGGAGCGAGUGACAGACGAGUUUAACCUCCCAGAGCUGAUGGCUAGAAUGGAGGAGCGCACCCCCUACAUGGUAGUGGCCUUCCAGGAGUGCGAGCGCAUGAACACCCUCACCCGGGAGAUGCAGCGCUCACUAAGGGAGCUGGACCUCGGCUUGAAGGGGGAGCUGACCAUGACCAGUGACAUGGAGAACGUACAGAACGCCCUGUACCUAGACACAGUGCCAGAGCCCUGGGCCAGGCGAGCCUACCCUUCCACAGCAGGCCUGGCAGCCUGGUUUGUGGACCUCCAACUCCGAAUUAAGGAGCUGGAAGCUUGGGUAGGCGACUUCGCAAUGCCCUCCACCGUGUGGCUGACAGGCUUCUUCAACCCCCAGUCCUUCCUGACCGCCAUAAUGCAGUCCAUGGCCCGCAAGAACGAGUGGCCACUGGACCAGAUGGCCCUGCAAUGUGAUGUGACAAAGAAGAACAGAGAGGAAUUCAGAAGCCCUCCUCGGGAAGGGGCCUACAUCUACGGCCUCUUCAUGGAAGGUGCUCGCUGGGAUGUACAGGCUGGGAUCAUUGCGGAGGCGAAGCUGAAGGACCUGACGCCCCCCAUGCCCGUGGUGUUCAUCAGGGCCAUCCCUGCAGACAAGCAGGAUGGCCGCGGUGUCUAUCCUUGUCCUGUGUACAAGACUUGUCAGCGGGGACCCACCUACGUGUGGACUUUCAACCUGAAGACUAAGGAGAAGCCAUCAAAGUGGGUUCUGGCUGGAGUAGCUUUGCUUCUCCAGAUUUAGCUUCCUGCAGCGCCGCUGAGAAAGCCAGGCUGGGCUGGAGACUCCCCAAAGGAACAAGUGUGUGAGGGGGACCACAGACAGAGCAUAACACUCCCAACUCUGUACAGUUCUGUUAGGGAACUCGGAGAGAAGUGCCGAAAGUGAGGCUGAGCUGGGCAGUGUGGACCCAGGAGCUAGGGACGAGGCACUUCAGAACACUGAGCCUGUGCUAAUAAAGUGAUUUAUUCUCCAGCUGUGUCUGGCCUGGGCUUUGAGAGCUGCAGCGUGAUAAAUGAUCCGAGUACACCUGGGCCUGACAUGGUUACAUGGCGCCGCUCCCGGUGCCCGAGGUCCCAGCUGCUCCGUAGACUAGCGGCAUUGGCAUCACCCAUAAAUCAGUUUGCAUUUUAACAAGCUCCCCAGAUGAUCUGUAGGCACAUUAUGAUUUGAGAAACAUUACUUUGGACUGGGGGUCACUAAACUUUCUGUAAAGGAUCACAGUAAAUAUUUUAGACUUUGCAGAACAUAUUGUUUUGUUGCAACUACUCAGCUCUGCCACUAUAGCCCCAAAGCAGCCAGAGACAAGAAGCAAAUGGGCGUGGCCACAUUCCAACAGAACUUCAUUUACAAAAACAGGUGGUGGGCCAUAUUUUGCUGAUCACUACUCUAGAGGACAAGGGUGAUAUACCGGGGAUGCCAAAAACAUGUAUACACGUGACCUGUAGUCAUCUUUUGUUAUCGGUAUAUAUUAUUAC